This is a messenger RNA of Ogataea haglerorum, 504 nucleotides long. RefSeq lists its product as uncharacterized. The transcript is spliced from 2 exons. Lineage: Eukaryota; Fungi; Ascomycota; Pichiomycetes; Pichiales; Pichiaceae. Bases 1 to 504 code for a protein of 167 amino acids. The record is from RefSeq and is a predicted model, not a curated record.
AUGGAUAAACCUAAUCUGCAUUUGAGUUCAGAAUGUAAAAACUCACUUCGUCCAAUUCAGUGCCCAUUAACGACGAUGACCAGAUACUUAUCGAGUUUCUUCGAGCCUUGGUUUUUAUGGAUACCCGGAUUCCAAGUGCCAAAGCUAAAAUUGGAAUUGCAUGCUACCAUGCAGCUAGAUUUUUUGUUUACGCGCUUUUGUGAUACAGUUUGCUCCCAAGUCUUGGGUACGACGCAGAUGUCCUCAAUGAUAGGCUCAGGGAUUAAAGAACUUCUGGAAGAAUCCCAAGCUACCCUUCCCAGACAUAAGAUAAGAAGACCCAGUCCUGGGAUGACCAGCGGAAACAGCAUAUUCUUGAAGCUUUCAGGCUCGGAAAACACUAAAUGCCUCGUAAGGCUGACAAUGGCUCCGCUUGGAUAUUCAGCCAACCGAAAACGCAGUAUCCAGUAUCAUUUCGCUCCAGAUUAUUUCAAGAGCGGUCUCAAAGACAAUGCUGCUGUUUGA